Molecule: messenger RNA, 1371 nt
Organism: Elaeis guineensis (African oil palm)
Lineage: Eukaryota; Viridiplantae; Streptophyta; Magnoliopsida; Arecales; Arecaceae
Source: RefSeq, a predicted model, not a curated record
AUGGACUUCAAUAUGGAAACUGUUUCAGCGGGAAGGAUUGAUGGGCUUGUAGAGAAGAGCGCCCGUUCUUUCCGGCCUGCUCCACCAUUGACACCACUUCAGAGGUUUCUGGCCAGUUCGUGCCAUGGUGAACUUCGCCUCGUGAAGAGUCCCAUAGGCAAGCUGGAGCAGAAGGCCGAGAUACCUCCUGGUGCAAUAGGCGUUCCUCCGGAUGGGAUGUUGUUGAAUGAUUUCAGCUUUUAUGAUGAUGCUAAGAAUGCGAUCAUUAGAAGCAAGAAUUGUGGAGAAGGAAAUGGGGUGAAAGGCAGCUCAUCUACAACUGUUGCUGCAGCUUCUGCUGUUGUGAAAGGGCAAUGGACUGUUGAGGAGGACGGUAUGUUGGUAGGAUUGGUGAAGCAACAUGGCGUUCGGCAAUGGUCUCAGAUUGCUAAGAAGUUGGUUGGGAGGAGCGGGAAGCAGUGUAGAGAAAGGUGGCAUAAUCAUCUGCGACCUGACAUCAAGAAGGACACGUGGACUGAAGAAGAGGAGAGGCUGUUAGUCGAAGCGCAUAAGAAGGUCGGGAAUCGAUGGGCUGAGAUUGCGAAGCAUAUCCCUGGCAGAAGUGAAAACUCCAUCAAGAACCACUGGAACGCGACCAGGAGGCGGCAGAGCGCGAAGAGAAGGAGCAAGAGAAAGACGGCAGUGCAGGGUGGAAGAUCUCGACCCUCCAUUCUACAUGAGUACGUCAGGAGUAAGAUGCUCGAGCUCAGGGACAAUUGCACCACCAAGUUCGCCCCCUCUGCAGCCCCACCAAGCCCGCCGCACCAACACCAUAUCACAUUUCCGAACGUGCAAGAACCCUCAUCGGCUCUUGACUCCUCUAUAUCGACCGCAACCCAGAUGGAGGACCCCACGGCGUCCUUCAUGGAAGCAUUUUUCUUAGAUCGGUCGGCUACUGGGAGCGCAGAAGAGGGAGAGUUUCAUGUUGGGGAUGUUCAAGAACCUUGCAAGCUCGAUCCACUGGAUGUCUUGGACUUAGACGAUGGCGAUUAUUUGAUGGGGGGCGUGGAUGAAUGCAUUUCGCUGGCUCCUCCCCCGGCGCUUGACAUGUUUCAUAGCGAAGCCAACGGUCUAAGUACGGCUGUCUCGGAUGGUACUAUUAUCACCAAGAGUGCUGCACCUCUCUUCUCGGACAACUAUAUCUCCUAUCUGCUAAAUGGAGCACCAUCAUCUUCCGCUGAUGUGUUCGGGAGCGCCAAUACCGAGAUUCUCGAGGAUCAAACUUCGUCGAGUUGCAAGAGGGAGCUGGACUUGAUAGAGAUGCUGUCUUUGCAGUCGUCUCGGUCUCGGUCUCUGACUCAGACCAGCAGCAGCAGCAACACUAGUUACUGA